Molecule: messenger RNA, 1563 nt
Organism: Astrephomene gubernaculifera
Lineage: Eukaryota; Viridiplantae; Chlorophyta; Chlorophyceae; Chlamydomonadales; Astrephomenaceae
Source: the annotation of a GenBank genome assembly
CCAUAUUGCGUCUAAUCCACAUAUCCUGCUCCUUGCAUGGCCCACGGGGCUAUCUACCGCGACUCGCCUUCGCAUUCGCCACGUACAGCUUCGUAGUCUUAUUACUAUUCUAGCGAGCUGCAUAAAAAGAGUUUCGAAGGGAGUGCACUAUGUAACCUGGUGCAAGCAAUGGCUAUAUCUGGACAGUUUCGCGAUUCCAAAUUUAUUACUUUCUAAUCGUCUGUGUGGUCACUGCAGCAUGGGAUUAUCCCAGCUGCAACACUGGGCGCGAGCGCAAGUCCUACAUGACCGUGUGCGCGUCAGCACGGCCCAACCGACCGACCUGCUGCGACCUGACGUUAACAUCGUUCACCUCCGGCGGCAACUGCCAGUCAAGCCCGGGCAGUUCCAGCGGCAGGCUUCGGAGCUAGGCCUGGGGUUCAAGGCCCGGGCGGUUACCCCAACUGCGGAACCCCGCCUCGCCGCCUCCCGUCUGACGGCUGCGCUGACGCACGUGCCGGAGGUACGGCAGGUCAUCCAGGCGGAUGUUGAGCAGCUGGUGGCGCUGUUCGGGCAGCAGCUGGGCUACCCUGCCGUGCGAGCCAAGCUGGAGGUCCUAGGCGGCACUCCCUGCCCCCGCUUCCAUGCAGACCAUGUGGGGGUGCGGCUGCUGGUGACGUACUGCGGACCUGGGACGGUGUUUGUCGAAAACAGACAUGUGCGGCGGCGAUGGCUGUGGGGCGGCGCUGGGGGAGUGGCGGUCGAGGCGGUAGACCCGGCUGCUGCUUCUAGGGGUGGUGGUGCUGCUGGUUCUGCGGCACGUCAGGCUGCUCCAGGUGACUUGCUGUUCCUGAAGGGAAAUGCGGCACCUGGGAACUACGGAAUGGGCGCAGUGCACCGCAGCCCGGACAUGGCAAGCAUGCUGGCUGUUGACUCCGAUCCGGAUUUGGGUGCCAGCUUGGAGGACCCGGAUCUAGAUCUUGAUUGCCGGUAUCGGGAUCAGGAUCUGUGUACGACAGGACUGGGGAGAGGAGGCAAGGAGGCGAUGGAGGGUGCCGGAAAGGCGCUGCGGUUGCUGCUGACGAUUGACGACGUGGUAGAAGACUGUCAGGAGGCCAAAGGAGGUGUGGGGAGGGAGGCGGCGGUUGCGGUGGGGAAGGAGGAGCAGGCGGGGAGCGGCUGCGGGUGCGGGCGGGCGCAUUGAGGGGAGCAGUGCCGCGAAUUAUGAUGGCUUAAUGGGUGAUGUUUAGGGAAUAAGAUGGCGCGAGGGCGAAUGACGAAUCGGAGAAUGAGGAGCGGUACCGUAUGCAUGGCGCACACAUGACCGAGCAGGCGUAGCCAUGGCAAGAGUGGUACGGAGGUUAUUAUGACAGGCGGAAAGCUGCAUGCCCUGAUCACACCAUCCUGACUACUACGGGAGCCUGUGAAUCCGCAGUUUUUAUGAGGCAUAUCUGCCUGUAAGCGGCGUAAAAAUGUCUCAGCAAUCCAACAGUGUGGACGAAGGGUAUCUGUCCAACAAGGAGGACAACGCAUAUUGGCUUAGGUAACCAGGCAGCCUUCCUGGUAUGUAAGUAGUACAUAGUA